Molecule: messenger RNA, 1401 nt
Organism: Trichoderma virens Gv29-8
Lineage: Eukaryota; Fungi; Ascomycota; Sordariomycetes; Hypocreales; Hypocreaceae
Exons: 5
Coding region: 124-1401 (425 amino acids)
Biological process (GO): DNA replication checkpoint signaling; DNA repair; mitotic intra-S DNA damage checkpoint signaling
Cellular component (GO): checkpoint clamp complex
Source: RefSeq, a predicted model, not a curated record
CUCCCAUGAGGCAAAUGUUUCAAUUUCCUUUUUCGUUUCUCAUGAUGAUUUAAAUUUUGAUUUCCUGCUUCACCGCCCUGAUAUACCAAUCACGACUGGGCUCAUACUUUAUCCCAUGCCGUCAUGGCUGUCCUGACAUUCACCCUCAGUGAGGAGGGUGUCACGGCGUUUCGAGAUGCUCUCAUCUGCCUCAGCAAAUUCAGCGAAGAUGUCUCCAUCGAAGCGCGAAAGGAUUCUUUUUUCCUCUCCACAAUGAACACAUCCAAAUCAGCCUAUGCAAGCUUCCGAUUUGCGACCAACCGCUUCUUUGGACGCUACCACUAUCAAGGCACAGGGCAGUUUCAGGAGAAAUUCUUCUGCUCCAUGUACAUAAGAGGCUUGACCUCGCUCUUCCGCAGCAGAUCUGGGGUGGAAUCACGAGGCGACGUGGACAAACAGUCCAUCAUAGACCGGUGCGAUGUCGCCAUUGAAGAUGGCGAGGGCGUUAAGAGCCGCUUCAUUGCCCGAAUCAUCUUUCGAAAUGGACUGACAGCAACACACCGACUUCCAUUUGAAGUCAGCAUGCCCGUACACGCCAAGUUCAACAAGCAGGAGGCUCUCUACCACUGGAGCAUCUCAUCAAGAACCUUGAAGCAGUUGGUGGACCACUUUGGGCCUGGAACCGAGUACCUGGACAUCAACACAGAUGGCGAUCAUGUCAAUUUCACAUGCUUUAGCGAGAAGACCAUCAGCGACGAUGCGGUUCUUAAGAAACCUCUGCAUACCUCCAUUGCUGUUGAAACAGACGAGUUUGACGAUAUUGACGUGGAAGAUAAGCUUCAAAUCGUCGUCUCCAUCAAAGACGUUCGCGCAAUCACUCAGCACGCAGCCAUCACCGGUAACGCGAUUGCCGCCCGAUAUUCCCUUCCCGCACGGCCUAUGCAGUUUUCCUACGCCAGCGAUGCCAUCUCGUGCGAGUUUCUCAUCAUGACAGUAGGAGAGCGAGGAGGGAACCCAGCACAGAGGACUAAAAAGGUCCGCAAAGGAGCGGCGAAUAAGGGCCACAACAGCAUUAGCAAGGCCAUGCCGCAUUUAGAAGAGACUUCUCGCCGCACAAGCGCAACACCUUCACAAACCACGGCUGACGUUCAACGGCAACAAGCCGCAUCACCUUCGAUGCAGCCGCCGUCAUCAUCUCGGCAGCCACCGAACCCGACUCCGCGACUGAGUGCUGCUAGAGCCAGUGCUUCGCGCAUUGGAGCAUUCGAUUUCCGACCAUCGCAGAGGCCGCCGCCGCCAACGCUCAGGUCCGAAAGCCUUUUUGUCGAAGACGAGGCGUGGGAGCCCGUAAGAGAUGAUGAUGAAGAUGCCGAUGAGGAUGCCAGAUUAGAAUGGGACCAUAGUGCCGAUCCUGUAAGCUAA